Spea bombifrons (plains spadefoot toad) is the source of this 1873-nucleotide messenger RNA. RefSeq names its product macrophage receptor with collagenous structure (gene MARCO). The transcript is spliced from 17 exons. The record is from RefSeq and is a predicted model, not a curated record. Gene Ontology annotation, cellular component: membrane. NCBI's taxonomy places the organism in Eukaryota, Metazoa, Chordata, Amphibia, Anura, Pelobatidae. Bases 9 to 1622 code for a protein of 537 amino acids.
ACCCUGCGAUGGAGAACCCCGCCGUCCACCGGUCUGAGGAGACCAACUUCACGCCCUUCACGUUGAGCGGCGCGGUGGGCAGCACCGGGAUGCUGACGUUCGAUGUCUCCGACACAAAUCCAAAGCCGAAGUCCGGUGGAAAGGCUGUCCUCGUGUUGCUGUGCGUGUACUUGGUGAUACUAACUGCGGGAAUCGGAUACGUGGCCUACCGGGAAAUGGCGCUUAAUCAGGAGUUUGCAGAAUUCAGGAAUCAGAUCUGCAGCGCCCGGUGCCGGCACCGAACAAACCCAAUGGAAAGGUUUUGGGGAGAGGAGCCUUCGGUCGGGGACCCCGAGCUGAACGAGACCCUAGACUGGGACGGGGAGACCCGGUGGCUGAGGGCGCUGGAGGCCGACAUUGAACUCAUCAGAGUGAGGAGCGGGGAGCUGGCCACGUCCAUUAACAAUAUAAGUCUGACGCCAGGCCCCCCUGGGAAGGAUGGAGCCCGAGGACCCCCUGGAACUCCAGGUCAGAAAGGAGAAGUUGGAGCUCCGGGGAAGGAUGGUCUGUUGGGUCCUCCUGGGAAACCCGGAGAACCGGGACCAAAAGGAGAUCCAGGGGAGAGAGGAGCCAGCGGACCCCCCGGCGAGCCUGGCACACCCGGAUUUAAGGGGGACAGAGGGAACGCCGGUAUGACGGGAAAUCCAGGUCUUCCUGGAAUAUCCGGCGAAAAGGGGGAGAAAGGAAGUACAGGGCCAAAAGGAGAUUUGGGGCAGAAAGGCGAACGAGGAAUAACAGGGUUGCCCGGGAGUCCCGGAGCCAAGGGUAUCACUGGUCCAGUUGGCCCCCGGGGUCCAAAAGGAGAGCCAGGAGAGAAGGGGAGCGCCGGACUCCCAGGUAAAGACGGACCCCCCCAUGUGUUUAUCUGGAACUGGAAACAAACUAAAGGAGAAGUUGGAGCUCCGGGGAAGGAUGGUCUGUUGGGUCCUCCUGGGAAACCCGGAGAACCGGGACCAAAAGGAGAUCCAGGGGAGAGAGGAGCCAGCGGACCCCCCGGCGAGCCUGGCACACCCGGAUUGAAGGGGGACAGAGGGAACGCCGGUAUGACGGGAAAUCCAGGUCUUCCUGGAAUAUCCGGCGAAAAGGGGGAGAAAGGAAGUACAGGGCCAAAAGGAGAUUUGGGGCAGAAAGGCGAACGAGGAAUAACAGGGUUGCCCGGGAGUCCCGGAGCCAAGGGUAUCACUGGUCCAGUUGGCCCCCAGGGUCCAAAAGGAGAGCCAGGAGAGAAGGGGAGCGCCGGACUCCCAGGGGCCCCUGGGCCGCCGGGCACCAGCGGAGGAUCAGCUGCCAUUGUUCGCAUCAUCGGCUCCUCCAGACGUGGCCGCGUGGAACUUUAUCAUGGCAGAGAGUGGGGGACGAUCUGUGAUGACAGCUGGGAUAUAAAUGACGCCAAAGUGAUCUGCCGGAUGCUGGGAUUCAGACGAGCUCUGGAGGCGUUCACCGCAGGUGGAGGUUCUGGGAAGAUCCUGCUGGACGAUGUGAGUUGUUCGGGGAAUGAAGCCUCCAUCCUGGAUUGCGUGAAAUCUGACUGGGAGAAGCACAACUGCCAGCACAGCGAGGAUGCGGGGGUGUCCUGCGAGUGACACUCAACAGGAGGCCACGAGGAGGCUGAAUGAUUUUCCCUGUUAUGCAAUUAGUUACAAAAUGGGCCAAAAAAAAUGUCACAUUAACCCCUUCGUGUUCAGCCUUAGAAUCUGUACCUGGCCCCCGGGGGCCCUGCCUGGACAGGCUGGUUAUUCUUCCAGAUGGGUGCCACGGGUCGCGCUCUCUUUAUUAUGUUAUUUUUCCUGUUUUUUUGCCGUAUAUUUGUCCCAAACUGCAAAUUUCAGUAAAA